AUUCCAACCAGCGGCACCUCGAAAGAGAAAAAGAAACGCAGCUGCUAGCGCUGGUGGGAGAGGGAUGCGAUGGGAAGAAGGUCGAAGCGCGAAAUGGCGGAACGGGGAGAAAAGAGCCGUCCUGUCUCGGCGAGAAUCGCGAAUUCUCGACGUGUAAACUCAUGGUUCCAGCCCAUGCCCUCCCUCUGUGUUGCUGGAGUUUGAAAGAGAAAAUACCGUCAGCAGCGUUUCGAGAUGGAUGAGGGCGUUUCGGGCGGCCUGGGAGGGAGCAGCGUGGUGGGAAGCCGAGCAGCCUCUCCCACGAGCAGGAGCGGCACCAGAUCUCCAUUCUGUGAGGCCGUGAGAGACCUCGAAAACUCUUUCCUCGCUGGUACUUACCGACAGAUGGAUGGAUGGAUGGAUGGAUGGAUGGAUGGAUGGAUGGACACCUGUGUGUGGUGAAUGGCCACUUGCCUUAAUUGCAGAGCGCAAGAAGAACGACGCGGCCUUGCAUGAGAUCAAGCGGCUGCAGGAUGUGCUGCGCCUCUCAGAGAGCGCCAGCAAGGUCAACACGGACGUGCUCCGAGAGCGCAACGUAGCCCUCAAGAAGAGGGUAAGGGAGAUGGCCGGCUGGAGCUCUCACCCGUCCUUCUUCUCGAGAGGUCUGCUGUCUGUGUGUGUGUGUGCAGUGCCACGAGGCAGAGUCACUGGCCCGUACAUCGCAGGAGCAUCUGCAGCGCAUCAAGUAAGUAAGCAGGAACCGCCAGCCUCUAAGCAUUUGUGCGCAGCGAGUGUGAUGUGUCGGUCCAUCCCAUGCCAUGAAUGCGUGAAGGCGAGAGCGCGAUGCGGCCGUGUCUGCAGCCGAGGCGGCCGCACGGCAGGCUGAUAGCAUGAGGGACGAAAUCGCACGGUAGGAGGGCGGGGAGGAAGAUGUACGCAUCAGAGGGGAGAGGGCAAGUGAUGUGCAUGUCAACGACGCAGGCUCGAAGAGGCCAACGCGAAAUUGGCAGAAGAGGUAUGUGCGUGGUUCGGAGAAGAAGGGGAGCCAUGGAGGGGAGGGAGGAUCCGCAGCCUGGCCUCUGCUGAGCCGAAUGUGUGGAUGUGAUGUGUUCAGGCGUCUGGGCGUGAGGCUGCCUAUCAGGCUGUCGUGGCGCAGAUAGAGGACCUCAUCGCACAGAGGGCCGCACUACAAGCACAACUCGACGACAAAGACCGGCAGCUCAACCAAGCCAAGGUAUACAGGCAGGUUAACCUGCAGGCACGGGACGUUGGUGAGUGUGUGUGUGUGUGUCCAGAGUGCGUGUGAUUUGCUGAGCGUGCACGCGGCCGAGCGCACGAUAGACCGUCUGCAAGGGGAGCUGAGGGAUGCACACGCACAAGCGGAGUAUCUGCAGUGUGUCCUCCGUGCGUUUCUCAAGGGUACGUAUGUCAUUCGCGGUGACAUACAUUCAUCCACAUGCAUGUGGGCCGCUGAUUGCUUGCGUGGUUUCCCUUCACUCACUCAGGGACCAUGCGAAAAGCCGACAUCCAGCGAGUUCUGGUGAGCCGCCUGCAUGUCCACAUGACGCUUGUUCGUUCUGCAAUGAAUGAAUCCCACGGUGUGUCAGGAUCGGUCCGGCACUGCGUCGGCGGCAUCUGCAUCAGCCACCCCCACAAUGAGGGGCGCCCUCACACCCAACACCUCCUGCGCCAACCUGGCCCACCUAGCAGCAUCGAGCGCAUCAAGCCUGCCGAGACCGAAGCGGCCGCCGCUACCCCGCCCCCCCGCUGCUGCUGCUGCUGCUGCUGGGGGUGGCGAGGGAGGGGGAUCCAUAUGGCCGAUUAGUGUGCAAGGGAUAGCUGAGAGGGCGAGCAAGCUGAUGAGACAGCAUUCGAGUAUAGUCGGUGGGACCUCAUCUGAGGGCAAUUGAUUGAGGGUGGAUGGCUUGGCGGAUGCGAUGCAGGAG
This is a messenger RNA of Vitrella brassicaformis, 1925 nucleotides long. The record is from the annotation of a GenBank genome assembly. NCBI's taxonomy places the organism in Eukaryota, Vitrellaceae.